AAGUACCACAUUAGUCUCCCCUACACAACAUCAUUGGCCCCCAACUUAUCUCUCUCUCUCUCUCUCUCUACAUUUUGUUGGUCAACCUUUCCUCUUUGUCUCUCACUUUCUCUUUCCCUUCCAAGUCUUUUCCUUCUUUGGUAGAAUGGACUUACAAAUCAUUGUUCCUCUAAAACUACCAUUCUUCUUCAGUUUUUCUAUCUUUCUACAUAACCUUUUCAACCUUUCAACUGUUCAAGUUUUUCACUAAUCCUAUUACCGUUCAUCAAGAUUUGUUUCUCUUUCAUUCUCUCUCACAACCUGCUAUUGACUGAUUUCAUCUUCAAUCUCAAAUCAAAGAGUGACCAUAAGUUCUGGAUUCAAUCCUCAGCUUAAACAAAAAAAAUAUUAAGUCAACCAAUCCAUUGACUCAAUUGAAGCCUUAGAUUUAGUUGAAGUUAUGGAUAAUUCAACUGAAGCAUCAUCAUCAUUGAGUUUUGUAUCAUCUCCUCACUUAUCAAAUGGUUCAAGUAAUAAUACUCAGAACAAUGAACAUGUAGCAAAUAUUGAAAUUGUGAGUUUGAAUAAGUUAAGUGGAAGCCUUGAAAAGUUAUUAUUAAGUGAUGUUGAUUAUGAUUAUUGUGAUGCUGAGAUUGUUGUUGAAGAAAUUCCGGUUGGUAUUCAUCGAUGUAUACUCGCGUCACGGAGUCAGUUUUUUCAUGAACUUUUUAAGAAAGGGAAAGAUGGAAAUGUGGAGGAAGGAAAGGGAAAACCAAGGUAUUACAUGAAAGAUUUGGUGUCUUAUGGUAGUAUUGGAUAUGAAGCUUUCAUUGUUUUCUUGCAUUAUUUGUAUACUGGAAAGUUAAAGGCUCCACCAACAGAAGUUACAACAUGUGUUGAUGAAGCUUGUAUUCAUGAUGCGUGUCGUCCGGCUAUUAAUUAUGCUUUGGAACUUAUGUAUGCUUCUGCCAAUUUUAAGAUGAAAGAGCUGGUUUUACUUUUUCAGAGGUUUCUCCUAAACUUUGUUGACAAGGCUCUUGUAGAAGAUGUCAUUCCUAUUCUUAUGGCUGCACAUCACUGCACCCUAGACCAGCUUCUCUCUCCUUGCAUUCAGAGAGUAGCAAGGUCUGACAUGGAUAUUAUAUCUUUGGAAAGAGAACUUCCUUAUGAAGUUGUGACUGAAGUCAAAUCGUUCCGAGUCCAAUCUCUUCCGGAAUCCUCUCCCGAUGCAAUGGAAGUGGAACCUGUGAAUGUGAAUGAUAAGAGUGUCAGGAAAAUCCUUAAAGCAUUGGAUUCUGAUGAUGUUGAGUUACUGAAGCUUCUUUUAGAGGAAUCUAGUGUGACUCUCGAUGAUGCUUGUGCACUACACUAUGCCUGUGCACAUUGUGAUUCUAAGGUUGUUCAAGAAGUUCUUACUCUAGGAUUAGCUGAUAUUCUCCUUAAGAAUCCGCGCGGAUACACAGUUCUUCAUGUCGCAGCAAGACGAAAGGAUCCAUCUAUUUUGGUUGCACUGCUGAAGAAAGGUGCCUGUGCAUCAGAAACAACUCUUGAUGGACAAACUGCUCUUUCGAUUUGUCAGAGAUUGACGAGGCGAAAGGAUUAUCAUUUGAAAACAGUGCAAUGGAAGGAGUCUCACAAGGAUAGGCUUUGUGUCGAUGUACUUGAAAGAGAAAUGAGAAGAAAUUCUAUGUCAGUGAACAUGGAAGUUUUGUCACAGUUAACUGCUGAUGACUUGCACAUGAGACUGGAUUACCUUGAAAAUAGAGUUGCAUUUGCUAGGUUGAUCUUUCCUGCUGAGGCUAGGGUAGCCAUAGAGAAUGCUGAGGCAGAUUCAACGUCACUGUAUGCAACUUCAUCACUUUUAAAAGGCAACAUAAAAGAAGUAGAUCUAAACGAAACUCCUUCUGUUAGAACAAGAAAACUUCAAUUAAGAUUACAGUCCCUUGUAAAAACAGUUGAGAAUGGCAGGCGGUUUUUUCCGCAUUGUUCGGAGGUGCUUGAUAAAUUUCUGGAGGACGACAUGCCGGAUGUUUUCAUCCUAGAGAAAGGCACUGAAGAAGAGCAGAGAACAAAGAAAGCACGGUUCAUGGAACUUAAAGACGAGGUGCAGAAGGCCUUUCACAAAGACAUGGCUGAAAAUAACCAUUCGGGUUUUCAUUCUUCGUUGUCUUCUACAUCAUCCACAACUCGUCGGGAAAGUCUUAACCACAAAGUAAGGAGAAAAUGAAGUCCAUAAGUUGCUAUUAUAAGUUUUGGCCUUUUUAAGUAGUUUUGCAACUUGUUGUAACUUGUAAGUAGCAGCGGUAGCAUGUUUUGACAAUAAGAUGCUAUGUUGCAUGUUAAUUGUUUUACAAAUCAACAUGAGAUAUUCUUACUAGCUCAAUGUACUUGUUUAUAAUCAUGUAAUAUAAGGAACUUAAUUGAUUACCUAGAAA
This is a messenger RNA of Trifolium pratense (red clover), 2414 nucleotides long. RefSeq names its product BTB/POZ domain and ankyrin repeat-containing protein NPR1-like. The transcript is spliced from 5 exons. Lineage: Eukaryota; Viridiplantae; Streptophyta; Magnoliopsida; Fabales; Fabaceae. Gene Ontology annotation, molecular function: protein binding. The coding region runs from base 440 to 2206 and encodes 588 amino acids. The record is from RefSeq and is a predicted model, not a curated record. Gene Ontology annotation, biological process: defense response to bacterium; regulation of jasmonic acid mediated signaling pathway; regulation of salicylic acid mediated signaling pathway. Gene Ontology annotation, cellular component: nucleus.